Messenger RNA from Drosophila novamexicana, 1041 nucleotides. RefSeq names its product alpha-ketoglutarate-dependent dioxygenase alkB homolog 7, mitochondrial. The coding region runs from base 58 to 861 and encodes 267 amino acids. NCBI's taxonomy places the organism in Eukaryota, Metazoa, Arthropoda, Insecta, Diptera, Drosophilidae. The transcript has 3 exons. The record is from RefSeq and is a predicted model, not a curated record. Gene Ontology annotation, biological process: fatty acid metabolic process; DNA damage response. Gene Ontology annotation, cellular component: mitochondrial matrix.
UAUUGAAUAACCGAAACAGCUGUGGCCAGGACUUUGUCGACCAGACUACGGACUAUAAUGGUUAUUUCAUAUCGAGGCACAUUAAUUAGACAAAUUCUGCGACGUUGUCACCGCGCAGUCGCAGCAAAUAAGAACAGCACCAGCUUGACAUGUUUCCAUGGGGUCUGGCCGCCAACGGAGCGAAGAGACUUUGAGCAGCACAUGCGUAUUGUGCCGGACUUCAUCAGCGAGGCAGAGGAGAAACAGCUGCAUGAGGAAAUCGAACCGUAUAUGAGCCGGCUACGCUACGAGUUUGACCACUGGGACGAUGCCAUACAUGGCUUUAGGGAGACUGAGCGCAAAAAAUGGUAUCCCAAGAACCGGGAGCUCCUGGAGCGCGUGCGUCAGGUGGCCUUCAAUGGCGAAAUUAUGCCCUACGUGCACAUUCUGGAUCUAGCGCCUGACGGCGUCAUCAAGCCCCAUGUAGACAGCACCCGCGUGAGUCUGUCGAGCCUAGAGUUUAAUUCUUGUCAAAUAACUGAUGCUUGCCUGCUUCCACAGUACUGCGGAAACACCAUUUCGGGGAUCAGUUUGCUCAGCGACAGCGUCAUGCGUCUGGUGCGUGCUGACGCCGAAAAGUAUCAGCAAAACAGCUCCAAUGCUAGCACCGAAGAUACCUCGUAUCGCCAGCAGCCGGAGGCAUUGCUAGAGAACAACUUCUAUGCGGAUCUGCUUUUGCCACGCCGCUCGCUUUACAUAAUGAGCCACACGGCGCGGUACAAUUUUACACAUGAAAUUCUGGGAAACGAGCAUUCCCAGUUUCUUGGCAAUCCCGUAAAGAAAACGCGUCGUAUCUCCAUCAUUUGCCGCAAUGAACCUUAAAGUAUAAAAAUAAAAUGAAUACUGGUUAAAAUUAUAUCGUUGACAUUUUAAAGCAAACGCUUUAUUUUAUACAAUUUACAAUUGUUUAUAUUGUGAUAACAUUUAUUAUGUUUCGGUUUGUUACUUUAGUUCCGAUAUUCCGGUACAUUUUGCUAUUAAAUGGAGAAACAAUCAAUACAG